UCUCCUGAUUGGCGACGGGUUGAAUCUCGAGGGUCACGUGGUGUAUACGGCGACCACGGAAGGACAAAAUUAAUAAGGAAUUGGCCGGGCCCUGCCCACCGCGGAUAGGUGUAAACUCGGUGACGGGAGAAGCUGGUGGUGGAGCGAACAUGAGCGGCAAGCGGAAAGGCGAGCUGUGCGACUCUCUGCUUACAUGGAUGCAGACAUUUCAAGUUUCUGGUCCUUGCAGUUCCUAUGAGGAUCUUACAGGAGGAGUUGCUAUUGCACAGGUCUUGAAUCGCAUAGACCCAUCCUGGUUUAAUGAGGCCUGGCUUGUGAGGGUUAAGCAGGACACCACAGAGAACUGGCGCAUAAAGGUCAGCAAUCUGAAGCGGAUCCUGCAGAGCAUACUUGAAUAUUACCAGGAUGUCCUGGGUCACCCUGUUUCUGAUGAUCACAUCCCAGAUGUGGCUUUGAUUGGGGAGUUCUCUAAUGCUGCCGAAUUGAGGAAAAUGGUGCAGUUGGUGUUGGGCUGUGCCAUCAGCUGUGACAAGAAGGAAGAGCACAUUCAGCAGAUAAUGACGCUGGGAGAGUCUGUCCAGCAAGCAGUGAUGGAAUCCAUACAGGAGCUGCUCAGCAAGGACCCCACAGAUGCAGUGACAAGUGAAAGCUACAUUAACUAUGAUAGCCAGUCCCGCAAAUAUUAUUUUCUAAGUGAGGACAACGAUGAAAAAAAUGAGAUUCUGCAACGUUGCCAUGACCUAGAACAGCAGGUGUCUCUGCUUAUGGAAGAAAAGAAGAACCUGGUGGGUGAGAACCGAAACCUAAGAGAACAGCAGGAGCAGUCUGGCAUGGGCACUCCCCAACUGUUCAACAAAAAGUUGCUCCUUCUACAGAGCCAGAUUGAACAACUGCAGGAGGAGAACUACAGGUUGGAAAGCUCCAGAGAUGACUACAGACAGCGAUGCCAGGAACUAGAUCGGGACAUACAGGAGUUACAGCAGCGCAACCAGGACCUGACCGGCUUGGCACAUGAGGCCCAGGCCUUGAGGGAUGAGAUGGACGUUCUCCGUCACUCCUCUGACCGAGUGGGGAAGCUGGAAUCCCUGGUGGAGUCGUAUAAGAAGAAACUGGAAGAUCUGGGGGACCUGAGGCGACAAGUGAAGCUGUUGGAAGAGAGGAACACUGUGUACAUGCAGCGAACCUGCCAGCUGGAGGAGGAGCUUCACAAGGCCAAUGCGUCCCGGGGGCAGCUGGAAAACCUUAGCCGACAGAUCCAGGAGCUGCAUAAGAAGCACUCGACAGAGUCUCUGCGGGCUGAGAAAUGGCAGUUUGAGUUCCAGACCCUGAAGGAGAAAUUUGAGGCCUUGCAGAAAGAGAGAGAGAGGCUCAUAACAGAGCGUGAUUCACUGCGCGAGACAAACGAUGAGCUGCGCUGCUCUCACCUACAGCAAACAUGCCUGGGACAAGCAGAUGUGCUGCUCUCAGGAUCUUCUCCUCCCUUGGAAAAUUUAGCAGCAGAAAUUGUCCCAGCAGAGCUCAGAGAGACAGUGAUGCGGCUGCAGCAGGAGAAUAAGAUGCUUUGCACGCAAGAGGCCUCAUACCAAGAUCGUCUCUGUGACCUUCAGAAUCUUCUGGAAGAAUCCAACCGAAGCAAGAACAGAAUGGAGAGCGAAAGCAGGCUCCAGCAGCAACAGAUCAAAGAACUGAAGGCUCAGGUGGAGGAACUGCAGAAACAUCUGCGGGAGCAGGGGAAUCGGGCAGAGGAUUCUUCCCAGCUGAAAAGAAAACUGGAGGAGCACCUGGAAAUGCUACACGAUGCUCACUCGGAACUCCAGAAGAAGAGAGAAUAUAUCGAAACACUGGAGCCAAAAGCUGAUCUCAAUAUGUCCCGUAAGGUGAAUGAAUUACAGCAGAUCCUGCGCCAGAAGGAGGAAGAUAUGCGGGCGAUGGAGGACAGAUAUAAACGCUAUGUGGACAAAGCUAGAACAGUGAUUAAAAGUCUAGACCCAAAGCAGCAGAACUGUAUCCCUCCUGAGAUUCAAGCCUUGAAGAACCAGCUACAGGAAAAAGACACUCGCAUCCGGCACCUGGAGACUGACUAUGAAAAGACAAAGGUUCAGCGGGACCACGAGGAGAAGCUGAUUAUCAGCGCCUGGUACAAUAUGGGCAUGGCUCUGCACCAGAAGGCCACCGACGAGAGGUCCCAGCCACCUAACGGCGCGCAGUCGUUCCUAGCUCAGCAGCGAUUGGCUACCAACGCCCGACGAGGACAAAUCUCCCGCUCUCACACGCUGCUGCCCCAAUACACAGACAAGCGCCAAAGCUUCUCCUGAAGCAGCAAUGGCUCCUGGAUCUGAACUGGGGAAAGAACACAAACACUCUACACCACCAAGGAAUUACCUUACCCCCAUAUGUAAUAAACGGCACUGAGUUUGCCCAGGUGCAGUAACCCAUAGCAACCAAUCAGCAGGUAGAAU
Xenopus tropicalis (tropical clawed frog) is the source of this 2459-nucleotide messenger RNA. RefSeq names its product hook microtubule-tethering protein 2 (gene hook2). NCBI's taxonomy places the organism in Eukaryota, Metazoa, Chordata, Amphibia, Anura, Pipidae. Gene Ontology annotation, biological process: endomembrane system organization; cytoplasmic microtubule organization; cytoskeleton-dependent intracellular transport. The coding region runs from base 150 to 2315 and encodes 721 amino acids. Gene Ontology annotation, molecular function: microtubule binding. The record is from RefSeq and is a predicted model, not a curated record. Gene Ontology annotation, cellular component: cytoskeleton; cytoplasm. The transcript has 22 exons.